This is a messenger RNA of Cutaneotrichosporon oleaginosum, 1909 nucleotides long. RefSeq lists its product as uncharacterized. The record is from RefSeq and is a predicted model, not a curated record. Gene Ontology annotation, biological process: intracellular protein localization; cytoskeleton-dependent cytokinesis. Lineage: Eukaryota; Fungi; Basidiomycota; Tremellomycetes; Trichosporonales; Trichosporonaceae. Gene Ontology annotation, cellular component: microtubule cytoskeleton; cytosol; septin ring. Gene Ontology annotation, molecular function: GTP binding; GTPase activity; molecular adaptor activity.
CACCUCUGCCAUCCCACCGUGGUGCCUAAUCGUCUCACCCCACUGCUCCCCAGACAUCCACACGCCGGAAACGCCAGAAACGCCCGCGCGCCCGCGCGCCCGUCCAUCCGGGCCAUCCACUUGCACCACGUCUCACCCCUCCUCCCUCCCACUCCUGCCUCCAACUCCCAGCCCCACUCCUCCUCCCCUCCUUCGCAACCUCCCUCCUCCUCAUCACUCGACCCUCCAACACUACCCAACUCUCCACCAGCGCUCACUCGCGACUGUUCAUCUCCGCUGCCAACCUCCCCCUCCCCUCCCCCCUCCCUCCACUUCUACCCUCCCCAUCCUCACACCGACGCUCACCCGCCGGACAGUGCCCCUCUCCCCGUCCAUCACCUCCACGCGUCCUCUCAUCAACCAUGGCCUACCGCGCGUCGCGAGGAAGGAAGCAGGCCAAGAAGGGUGUCCAGCUCACCAUCAUGGUGGUUGGCGCCUCCGGCACCGGCCGCACAACUUUUGUUAACACUCUCGUUGAGGAGCCGCUCCUCAAGCACCGAUACCAGGAGCUCCUGCGUGACCCCGAGAACCCCCGCUCGGAGAUCGACCCCGUGGUCGCCGACCAGGUCGCUGCCGAGGCUCACGUCGAGCGCCAGAUUCAGAUCAAGCCUGUCAACUAUGAGCUCGAGGAAGACGGUGUCCGUAUCGCCUUGACUGUUGUCGACACGCCCGGCUUUGGCGAGGGCAUUGACAACGAGAACAACUUCCAGGAGAUUUGCUCUUACCUCGAGCGCCAGUACGACGACAUUCUGGCCGAGGAGUCGCGCAUCAAGCGUAACCCCCGCUUCCGUGACAACCGUGUUCACGCGCUUCUUUACUUUAUCCAGCCCACUGGCCACGCGCUCCGUGAGAUGGACAUUGAGCUCAUGCGCCGCCUCUCGCCGCGUGUCAACGUCAUCCCGGUCAUCGGCAAGGCCGACUCUCUCACUCCUUCGGAGCUCAAGUCGUUCAAGAAGCGCAUUAUGGAGGACAUCGAGUACUACAACAUCCCCGUGUACAACUUCCCCUACGACCCGGAGGAGGAUGACGAGGAGACCAUUGCAGACAACCGCGAGCUCCGUGGUCUUCUUCCAUUCGCCAUUGUCGGCGCCGAGGAGGAGAUUAUGAUCGGCGGCGAGGCUGUUCGUGGCCGCCGUUACCCGUGGGGUAUUGUCGAGGUCGACAACCCGGACCACUCGGACUUCGGCCGCCUUCGCUCGGCCCUCCUUGGCUCGCACCUCACCGACCUCAAGGAAAUCACUCACGACUUCCUCUACGAGAACUACCGUACCGAGAAGCUUUCUCGCUCGGUUGGUGGCGACGCCGCUGCGGACACCGCCCUCCUUCCCGAGGAUAUGGCCAACCAGUCGGUCCGCCUCAAGGAGGAGCAGCUCCGCCGCGAGGAGGAGAAGCUCCGCGAGAUCGAGCUCAAGGUCCAGCGCGAGAUCCAGAUCAAGCGCCAGGAGCUGCUUGCCAAGGAGGACAGCCUCAAGGUCCUCGAGGCUCGCCUUGCGCAGCAGAACGCUUCCGGCUACGAGUAGGCGGACGCUGCAAACGCACACCGAAACAAGUCCGUCUAGGAAUGUCCAUAAUGCCCUCUCUCAUGUCCCUCAUGCCCCCACAGCGCCGGACAGCCUGCUAUUUUAUUUACCCCGUAACUACUUGCGUGUGGCGGCCAACUUUUCUUCCGGCGCUGCUCCGUCUAUACCACUGAAGAGCGAUGCGAACUGUUAGCGCGACUGUUUAUCACUUGGCAGGCUGGGCUAUGUCGCAUCACGCGACCAGACAUCGCACAUUCCACUUCACAUUAUAGCUGAUGUGAUGCAUUCUGCCGCGAGUACGGGAUAGAUGGUCCGUGCAGACGACGUGCUCAUACGCUGCUGACCGACGC